Messenger RNA from Dentiscutata erythropus, 189 nucleotides. The record is from the annotation of a GenBank genome assembly. NCBI's taxonomy places the organism in Eukaryota, Fungi, Glomeromycota, Glomeromycetes, Diversisporales, Gigasporaceae.
AUGAAAGAAUUGAGUGGGAAUGAAACAGGAAAUCAAGAUGAGUAUAUAAUGCUUCUUACUAACACAAUUUCAGAAUUACAGCAGCGAGUAGAAGAACAAAAACAAAAAAUAUCAGAAUUAAAAAAUCAGAUAAAUGGGUAUUGUGAAGAAAUAAUUAGAUUAAAUGAUCUAAACCAAGAAAAAAUUGAA